UCCAUAUCUCUCUAGUUUCAGGUUUCUUGAACACGAUGAUCAUGGCCAAAGCUCCCGUCAACGGCAUUCUUCUUCUCAGCUGGCGAUCGUACAGAGCACUAGCGGAGAAGAAUGCAGCGGCAAAGGCGGCGGCGGCGGGCGCGAUCAGGAAGGCGGCAGAUGAGGAGGAGAAGAAGAAGGUGUUUUGGAUGAGAGAUCCCAAGAGCGGGAACUGGAUACCGGAGAGCCACUUCAAUAAGGUUGAUGUUGCAGAGCUGAGAGAGAAGUUUCUAUCCAAGAAGUAGGGCAAGCUUUGAACAAGAUCUUCUGAUACCUGUGGCUUUUUCCUGAUCUAUAAUCCCUUAAAUAUGAUUGAUAUGAUCUGUGCUGCGACCACAUUAAAGUGGGGCGCGAGAGGGCCUUUUCAAUCAAUCGAUAUCUGCAACUUCCAUUA
Molecule: messenger RNA, 433 nt
Organism: Eucalyptus grandis
Lineage: Eukaryota; Viridiplantae; Streptophyta; Magnoliopsida; Myrtales; Myrtaceae
Product: protein SENESCENCE-ASSOCIATED GENE 21, mitochondrial-like
Exons: 2
Coding region: 36-284 (82 amino acids)
Source: RefSeq, a predicted model, not a curated record